This is a messenger RNA of Trypanosoma conorhini, 399 nucleotides long. RefSeq lists its product as uncharacterized. The record is from RefSeq and is a predicted model, not a curated record. The coding region runs from base 1 to 399 and encodes 132 amino acids. Lineage: Eukaryota; Euglenozoa; Kinetoplastea; Trypanosomatida; Trypanosomatidae. The transcript has a single exon.
AUGUUCGUUUGUUUCCUGCUCUUGCUUCUCAUAGGUAGAGUUCUGCAGGGAAGGUAUUCCCCUGCUCCCCCUCUCUUCACUGGCGCGACAGUGCAAGGGAAGACUUGCUGGGGGGUAGUGGUGGCGGCGGCGAAAAUGCCAUACGUUUCGAACGGCCGAGUCGUUGACUCCAAGCCAUUUAGUCUUGUCGAUUUUUUCCUCUCCAUUGUGCGUCUCGUGUGGCUGUUCUUCGCCACUCUUUUUUCCUCCGAGCCCGUCUCGCAACACAUGCAGGAGUACACAUCGACGACGCGGCCCGGUCUUUUCGGCGGUGGUCGCAGCGUUGGCCGCGCCCCGCGUGGGUCCAACAUUCACGGACUUCCAAAGGGCUCGCUCUCCGGCGGAUGCGCCUCUGGCUGA